GAUACGACUCAGGUCUCUGCGGUGUGUGCCAUCAACGCGGGAAGAGCGACACGAUGUCCGGGUGGCGACGGUACUUGGCGGCCGCGUCGUUGGUCGUGCUCUGCACCCUGGUUCAGCCCACCGAACAGGGAAAGCUGCUCAAGAUUGCCUUGGCCGCAUCUGCGUUGGGCGGCCACCACGGAUUCAGCAUGGUGCCCAUCCCCAUACCCAUCCACCGGGAACACAAGCAGUACUACCCGGUGCACUACCCAGUUCCCGUACCGGUGUACCACAAGCACCACACCCAGCACAAGAUCCAUAACAUCCACCACCUGCACAAGAUUUACAUUCCGGUACACCACCACACCAAGACGGUGCAUCAUAAGCACUACUUGCAUCACCACGGCCACGGUCACGGCCACUACGGUCACGGCCACGAUCACCAUGGCCAUGGGCACGGCGGCUAUGGUGGCCACGGGAGCCACAAGGUCUACAUCAUUCACAAGCAUGGUGGCUACCGCUGGCACCGCAGGCGGUAGUAUCACCUGGCCGCACGGGAGUGCUG
Messenger RNA from Dermacentor silvarum, 544 nucleotides. RefSeq names its product histidine-rich glycoprotein-like. The transcript is spliced from 2 exons. Lineage: Eukaryota; Metazoa; Arthropoda; Arachnida; Ixodida; Ixodidae. Bases 54 to 518 code for a protein of 154 amino acids. The record is from RefSeq and is a predicted model, not a curated record.